UCAGAGAUAGAAGGCCAGUGGGCGGCAGGGAGGAGGAAGGAGGCAGAGAAUUAAUUAGCCUAUGGGUUAAAUCACACUUAACACGGGAGUCCAAGUUACAGGCUCCAUUCUGGACAUGGCUGUGAGUGAACCCAGUGAGCAGAGAGAAAACCAUGUUGCUAGAAAGCUGUGGAUGUAGCAGGGGCCAGAAAAAUCCAGAGCAGUUCUUGGGAAUCUACAUCACAGGGGUCUGAGGGUCCAGAAGAAGGAAAUUCUCGACUGAUCAUAAAGUACAAUCCCUGACAUCCCUGGAUUGCCUCCAGGCUUCCCAAGCACCUGUCUUUUUUAUCCUGCAGGGCAACUGCUCUAACUGCAUUUUAACCCAGGAAGAAACUGAGGCUCCAAGCAACCUGACCCACCAGGUCAGCUUAGCAAGUCCAGGGCUGGGGCUAGAAUUUAGGUCUACCAACUUCUCAUCCAAAGAUCUUGUGACUAUUACCUUGAUCCAACAAAUAUUUGCUGGGAACCCACUUAUUUAAUAAUUAUAACAGCAUCUUUCCGUUGCUUUUUUAAGCUUACCAGGGGACCCAGGGGCUAAGUAUUUUAGGUACAUCAAUUCUUUUAUGCUCCAGGAAAGUCUCCCAAUUUGAGCUCAGGUUGCCUAGAUUGUUUUAGGAAAGAGGGAGAUGAACAGAACAAUCAGACAUUGACCCCAGAUGGAUAUAAGACUGCGGGUUUAGGGGGAAAACCACACAUGCAAAGGCUGAUUUUCAGGUGGUUCGUGGAUUCAGUUUAGUCGUUUAUAGUGCACUUCGAGUAGGUCCCCAACGGAAAUUCGAGCCGGAUCAAGCAAUAGUGGAAUCGAGGCUGUAGAGGUGAGAUUGAAUCAUCCUAAAUUCUGGUCCUGCUGUGCGUAAUAGACUGCAAAGACAAAAAACGAAAUUUAAAAAGCCGAUGGCAAAGCGCACAAGUAAAGUCAAACGACGCAAAGAAAAAAAAAUACGGAAAUCGAUCAGAAUUCCCCUGCAAGAAAGGAGUCCCUUCGGGAGGUCAGCGCGGCGGGUGGAGGAGGCGCCGAUCGGAAGGGGAGCCUCGGCUACCCGGGCGCACAGGCCAGUCGGGCGAGGAGGAGGGAGGGACUCUCCUAGUCACUGGCGCUCGAUAAUCUCGACCAACUGAGACCUUGAGAGAAUUUUUUCGGUGGGCGCCCUGAACGCCCCGAAAUUUUGCCAGGAUAUUGCAUUGUGUGUGCGUGUAUUUGUUUUCCUCAAAGGAAUCCCGGAAUCUUAAAAAACUUCGCUUUAGAGAUUCAGGUUCCACUUGAGGUGCUCCUGACCAUCCCUGCUCCCUACCCCACCCAGGAUCCCGGCAAUGCUAACCGCUGUCUGCGGCUCUCUGGGCAGCCAGCACACGGACGCGCCUCACGCCUCCCCACCGCGCCUCGACCUGCAGCCUCUCCAAACAUACCAGGGCCACACGAGCCCGGAGGCCGGGGACUACCCCUCCCCGCUGCAGCCUGGAGAGCUGCAGAGCCUCCCGCUGGGCCCUGAGGUGGACUUCUCGCAGGGCUAUGAGCUGCCGGGGGCCUCCUCUCGGGUGACCUGCGAGGACCUGGAAAGCGACAGUCCCUUGGCCCCGGGACCCUUUUCCAAGCUCCUGCAGCCGGACAUGUCACACCAUUACGAAUCGUGGUUCCGGCCAACUCACCCCGGCGCCGAGGAUGGCUCGUGGUGGGACCUGCAUCCGAGCACCAGCUGGAUGGACCUCCCCCACACUCAGGGCGCGCUGACCUCACCCGGCCACCCCGGGGCGCUUCAGGCCGGCUUGGGGGGCUAUGUCGGAGACCACCAGCUCUGCGCGCCGCCGCCCCACCCACACCCGCACCACCUCCUCCCGGCCGCCGGAGGGCAGCACCUCCUGGGGCCUCCCGACGGGGCCAAGGCCUUGGAAGCGGCCGCGCCGGAGUCCCAGGGCCUGGAUUCCAGUCUGGACGGAGCCGCCCGGCCCAAAGGCUCCCGGCGGUCAGUGCCGCGCAGCUCGGGCCAGACCGUGUGCCGCUGCCCCAACUGCCUGGAGGCGGAGCGACUGGGGGCUCCGUGCGGGCCCGACGGGGGCAAGAAGAAGCAUUUGCACAACUGCCACAUCCCGGGCUGCGGGAAGGCCUACGCCAAGACGUCGCACCUGAAGGCGCACCUGCGCUGGCACAGCGGCGACCGUCCCUUCGUGUGCAACUGGCUCUUCUGCGGCAAGCGCUUCACGCGCUCCGACGAGCUGCAGCGCCACCUCCAGACCCACACGGGCACCAAGAAGUUCCCCUGUGCGGUCUGCAGCCGCGUCUUCAUGCGCAGCGACCACCUGGCCAAGCACAUGAAAACCCACGAGGGCGCCAAAGAGGAGGCGGCAGGGGCGGCCCCAGGCGAGGGCAAGGCCGGCGGAGCGGUGGAACCCCCCGGGGGCAAAGGCAAGCGGGAGGCGGAGGGCAGCGCGGCUCCCUCCAACUGAGCCCCUCCGGUACCGCUCCCCCCACGCUGGUCUCCCUUGGCGGCGCGAGAGGAGAUGUCCCCCUGGGCUGAUCGAUGCCCGUGGGGGGCGCCUUGUGUACGGGGAGGAGGUGGUUAUUUAUUGAGGGGGAGAAGAAGGGGUGCGGGGUCAGGGAGACGGGGCGCUAGGGGUUCUUUUAGUCUCUGGGGCUGGACCAGACGUGUUUGACUGGCUGGGCUGGGAGGAGCGGAGCAAAAGCCUCUCUGUCCUCCCCUUCCUCACUACUUCACUCCUGUGCCUCUGCUGGGGGAUUGGGGUGGGGUCCCCCUGCCGCGGCUGGAGUGGAGGGCGGAGGGGACCUGCUGGGAGAGACGGCGCGUCCCCGGAGCAGAGAGGAGUGGGGCCGCCGCGGGCGCUGGGGGUAGCUGCCUGGACACGUCCUCAGCGCCUGGGAACCGGGACAUAAAAGCGCCUCUGGACCCGCCCUGCGGCCCAGGUCCCUUUCAUCCCCCCUUAUAGUGCUUCUAUCCCCAUGGUUUCCCCAGGGAAAGCCAAGGUGGAGUGGGGGAGACAGGGGUCCCCCUUCGGGAGGGGUCUCUAUCUGGUUGGGAGGGUUGUUGCUGUAGAAAUAAAUCCUUUGAUGUGCCUCCUGAUUAACCCUUCCAAACCCACUCUGAUGGAGCCAUGAAGGAAGAAGGGGAAGAGGCCAGAACCGCAGACAGCUUCCCAGCCAGAGCGGUGGGGUGGAGAGAGCUAGACUGGGGGGAGGAGCACAAAAAGGCCCCUUCUAAAAUGAGAGAAAUAGAUUUGGUGGGAACUAACUAAUGGAAGGAACUAACCCCUUACCUCUCUAACUCGGAUUCAGUCCUUAAUAACUCAUGGUUUUUUUGUUUUUUUUUUUUGAAAAAUAAAGUUCAGUAUAGUUCCCACUCCCCACCUGCUACUUGAUCUAGGUUUUCAAGGCAACCAGAAACCCCAGCCCCCACUCUAGCAUUGAUGUAGUUCCUCGUCCUGGGUCCCCUCAAUCAUUUGCCGUUCCCGUAGGGACAGAAGGAAAAGGGUUACCUUGGUUGUCUGGGAAGUAGGUGGGGUGUCCCAGUGGAGGGACAUCCAGUGGUCCCCACUCAGAGUGGAGGACUCUGCCCCUGCCCAGCCAUCUUCUGUUCACUGAGAAGCUAAGGCUCACCCUUCCUUUUCUCUACCUUCUCCUUUCUCUAUUGCCCUGCAAGCCUUGCCCCUCCUGUAGGGUGUGUGUUAGGGGGCUCCUUUCUCUCCAUCUCAAUUCCGGCCAGGGGGACUCCCCUUUCAUAUGAAGGAGGUGUUCUCCCACUGGAAGGGGUCUGCCUUCUGAGGUGAUGUCCAGAAAGCUAUCCCUGUCCCCUCCUUUAGAUGCUAGAAAUACAUCCUGGUUGUGAUCUUGGAGUGGGGGCUGGGGAAAGCCUAGCAGGGGUGGGGCCAGGCAAAGGGAAGGAAGCAGAUAGGGGUAAGGAUCUGGAACUGGUAGCCUUUUCCAGGCUAGAGGUAGAGGCUGUAAGAUUGUCUCUGACCUCCCCUGAUCCCUUGCCCCUCUUUCUCCACCCAGAGCCCUAUGUGAGGAUUAGUUGUGUAUUGAUUUUUAAGUUAUAAGCAAAAGGUAUUUUAUUUAAUAUUAGGGCAUGUGUGUGUGCAUGUUGUUUGUACCUGUAUGUGUGUAUGUGUGUGUGUAUGUGUGUUUCUCUACUGAGCCUGGGGUCUCCAGCUGGAGAGACCCCACCUUGUUCACCUGUCCAAGGUCCUAGGACUUAGGCCCACAGUGUCUCUUUCUCCCUUGGGGAUGCUGGAGCCCAGUCCCAGGACUGGGAGCUAAAAGGGAAGUAGGUUUGGGGUCUGGGUAGGAAUAUGCAUUUGUGUAGAAGGGAGCCCUUCUUAAAAGGGACAGGGUGACUCUCCCUGAGAGACUCAUGGGCCUGGGGUAGUUUAAGAAAUUAUGUUCUUUCUUUUUGCUCCCUCUUUACCCUACCUCUUGCUACCCCAACCAGAGGUCCCUUUCCUUGCUGAGAGGGUUGGGGACAGGAGAGAGUUGGCAGUGCCUGCAGGUUGCCGGGCCAGGUGGGGGGGGGGGGGAGAGGGAGGACACUAUGGGUGUAGGAUGCCUUUCUCCACCCAUCGAAACCAGCCACCCCCUCCCUGUGCCACCAGGACAGCCCUCCCCAGUGACCAUUCUAAAGGGAACUCCAGAAUGGGUGUUGGGGCUGGGGGGGUACUGGUGUUGCCCCUGUGGAGGACUUGAGCUCUCAGGAUGCAGGUGAGGGCUUUGGAUGGGUUUUCUUCUGCUCCCCCCCUUUAUAGAUCUAGGUUGCUUGGCUGUCUGCCCCCUUCUAGGCAGCCCCCUAGAGGAGAAAUGUAGGAUUUUUUCCUUUAACUGCUGUGAACCCACUUUGGGGGGUGAGGAGGAGGAAGAAACAGCCUGUUUUUUAUGCCAUAAUAAAGUCAUCAACCACA
Canis lupus familiaris (dog) is the source of this 4941-nucleotide messenger RNA. RefSeq names its product Sp6 transcription factor (gene SP6). The record is from RefSeq and is a predicted model, not a curated record. The transcript has 2 exons. NCBI's taxonomy places the organism in Eukaryota, Metazoa, Chordata, Mammalia, Carnivora, Canidae. Gene Ontology annotation, biological process: regulation of transcription by RNA polymerase II. Gene Ontology annotation, molecular function: DNA-binding transcription factor activity, RNA polymerase II-specific; RNA polymerase II cis-regulatory region sequence-specific DNA binding. The coding region runs from base 1351 to 2481 and encodes 376 amino acids.